Messenger RNA from Lathyrus oleraceus (garden pea), 862 nucleotides. RefSeq names its product ethylene-responsive transcription factor WIN1. NCBI's taxonomy places the organism in Eukaryota, Viridiplantae, Streptophyta, Magnoliopsida, Fabales, Fabaceae. Gene Ontology annotation, biological process: regulation of DNA-templated transcription. The transcript has 2 exons. Gene Ontology annotation, molecular function: DNA-binding transcription factor activity; DNA binding. The record is from RefSeq and is a predicted model, not a curated record. The coding region runs from base 113 to 862 and encodes 249 amino acids.
AUCAGUCAUAGUAGUUUACCCUUGUAUACAGUGUGAAAAUCCUACCAAACCAAAAAUCACGUGUAUACCCUUCUUUAGAACUAGCCUUAAAUCUCUUCACUAUCAUCACUCCAUGCUAUAUAAAUUGGCAUCAUUUCCAUAUUCUAUUGCAACCAUUUCUACUCUCUCUCUCUCCCACCUUCAAUCCAACAUGGUGAAAUCAAAGAAAUUUAGAGGUGUUAGGCAACGCCAUUGGGGCUCUUGGGUUUCGGAGAUUCGUCACCCUUUAUUGAAAAGGAGAGUAUGGCUAGGAACAUUUGAGACAGCUGAAGAAGCAGCAAGAGCAUAUGAUGAAGCAGCAAUUUUAAUGAGUGGAAGAAAUGCAAAAACAAAUUUUCCAGUUUCUGAUAGCAUGAAUCCAAUACCAAAUAACAACAACAAUAAUAACCAAAAAUCAUUUGCAUCAUCUUCUUCUUCUUCAAAUUCCACUACUACUACUAAUACAUCACUCUCUGCAAUUCUAAGUGCAAAGCUUAGAAAAUGUUGCAAAUCACCUUCACCUUCACUUACUUGUCUAAGGCUUGACACUGAGAAUUCACACUUUGGAGUGUGGCAAAAACGAGCCGGCCCUCGUUCCGACUCGAGUUGGAUCAUGAUGGUUGAAUUGGAAAGGAAGAAGAAAGAACAAGAAGAAGGAUCAGAAAUAGUAGUUAAUUCUAAUUCGGAAAUAUUGUCUUCUAUUGUUGUUAAUGAUGAUUCUAAAAAAAUCGUAAAGCCUGAAGAGGAAGAAGAAGAUGAAGAAGAAAAAAAUGAAGAAAAUAAUCAAUUAGAUGAAGAACAAAGAAUCGCACUUCAAAUGAUAGAAGAACUUCUGAAUCAUUAA